Messenger RNA from Anas platyrhynchos (mallard), 3111 nucleotides. The record is from RefSeq and is a predicted model, not a curated record. NCBI's taxonomy places the organism in Eukaryota, Metazoa, Chordata, Aves, Anseriformes, Anatidae.
UAACUCUGGAAUUAUGUCAGACUGUGGGGUUUUGAGGCUGCAGAACUGACUUAAUGUAACUGACAAGGCAGAGAAUUCAGGCUCAGUUCAGACACAGAUGGAGAGAGGGUUGUGCUGUCCCAGCGAAGGCAGGUGGUGCUGUCUGAGAUGUCUUUAGGGGUUGGAGACAUCUGGGUGUUGUUGACAAGCAUUACACAGCAUUUGGGGAAAGUCUGCAGCUUUUUGAGCAGCAGCUGCAAGGCCAGGCAGCAUGGGUUGGGGCUUCUCCACCAGCUCUAAAUAUUUUAGUUUAGGCUUCUGAGUUGUACCUUGCUUGGCCCUUGUAUUGCUUAGUUCAGAGAUAGUGAAAGGAUAUCAAGUAGUCUUUCAGCUACGGUUUCUGUGCUAGUUUGCCAAGUAUUGGGCCAUGACUUCUUGGCUUUUGCUUGGAGGAUGUGGGAAUUUGUAAGGACCUUUUGUCUGAGGCCUGACUAAACUCAGAGUUGCUUUCCCCUGGGAUUGGAUGGAGUCACACAGUGUAUGGAAGUGUAGAUACUUUGUAAGAGGCUUGAUCUGUUCAAUUCCACAUCCUUUUUUUCCAUCUGGGUCUCUUUUGUAGAGGCUUCCCAAUAGCAAUCUGUGUGGUCUGGGCAAAGUAGCUACAUGCUUUUCCUUCUGGACUAGAUUCGCAUGGUUCCACAAAGUAAACCACCCCACGUUGUUACUGUUUCUGUCACCCUAUCCCAUCAAAUCAAAGAUGUCCCUAUUAUACUUUCUUUUAAAGUAACUUGAGGCUGCUUAUCCCCACUGUUGAGAAGAUGAGAACCUGCAGAUAGUCAGUCAGUGAAGUUACUGGCCUCCUUUCACCCAAGUGUGGCAAGGAAGGCUAGCAGGCCAAGCCAUUUGGACCAAAUAUGUCAAUUGGGCAUCCUGUUCAUGGAUGAGCUUGCUGAACAAGCCUGCAAAUUGGAUGAAUCCUGAUCACCAACAUGGAAGUUGACAGAACUGGUGAAGAUCAUUUGAAAGUCCGCAAAAUGAAGAAGAAGAUAAUGAGGAAGCAGCUCAGAGCUCAGCAUACAUUGAUGAGACAUGAGGGCAUUGAGUGUGUCUCCCAUGCCACACAGAGCCUAGUUAUUGCCAACGCUGGCCUAGGUAAUGGGAUGAAUAGAAAACAACUUCUCAAGACAGUAGAAGAGUACGGAUUGGUGGAAGCACUUCUAAUGCCACCGAAUAAACCAUAUUCCUUUGUGAAAUAUGGGUCAACAGAAGAAGCCAAGAAAGCCUUUGAUGCCCUCAAUGGAAAAGAAUUAAUGCUGGGAGACUCUGGCCAAAAUGUUGUACUGUAUAGUAAUUUCGUGGAAAAAGUUUUCUGGAAGAAUGCUGUUCCUACAAACUUGCCUCCAGGCCUCACAGUCAUUGAAAAGGUAGUUUCUCCAGAAGAAGAAAGGAGAAUGUUGGAAAGUAUUGACUGGAUAGGAGAUGAAGAUGCUCAAAAUGCCCAGAAGACUUUAAAGCAUAGAAAAGUAAAACAUUUUGGAUAUGAAUUUCGCUAUGAUAACAACAACGUUGAUAAAGACAAACCUUUACCUGGAGGUCUUCCUGAAAUUUGUAGCUUGUUCUUGGAGAAGUGCUUGAAGCAGGGAUAUAUCAAACAUAAACCUGAUCAACUGACUGUAAAUCAGUAUGAACCUGGACAAGGAAUUCCUCCUCAUAUUGAUACACAUUCUGCUUUUGAGGAUGAAAUAAUCUCUCUCAGUUUAGGAGCUGAGAUUGUGAUGGAUUUCAAACACCCUGAUGGCCACACAGUGGCAGUUUUGCUGCCCCGAUGCAGUUUAUUGGUGAUGUCUGGAGAAUCUAGAUACCUGUGGACACAUGGGAUUACACCCAGAAAAUAUGAUAUCAUUCAAGCUUCUGAGCUGGGACAGAAAGUUGGAACGAUCACUGCUGAUGUUGGAGAUUUAACACUAAAUCAAAGGAAAACAAGGACAUCGUUUACGUUCAGGAAAGUGAGGAGAAGCCCUUGCAACUGCAUUUACCCAUCUGUCUGUGACAGCCAGAAAGGACAGCAAAGACAGGUACAACCAUCGUUUCCCCACAAUGAGAUGGAAGCCUCAGAGCUGGAGCAGGAAUAUGUCCACAAGGUGUACGAAGAGAUUGCCACACACUUCAGCAGUACCAGGCAUAGCCCGUGGCCCCGAAUUGUGGAGUUUCUCAGGUCGCUACCAGAAGGGUCAAUAGUUGCUGAUGUUGGUUGUGGAAAUGGGAAAUAUCUGGGCAUCAACAAGGAUCUGUACAUGAUUGGCUGCGAUCGCAGCAAAAACCUUGUGGAUAUUUGUGGAGAAAAAAAUUUCCAGGCUUUUGUCGGCGAUGCCCUGUCAGUGCCAAUGCGAAGUGGUUCCUGUGACGCCUGCAUCUCUAUCGCCGUCAUUCACCAUUUCUCAACAGCCGAAAGGAGGCUGGCAGCUCUCCGUGAACUAGCCCGGCUUCUGAGACCUGGGGGAACAGCACUCAUUUAUGUCUGGGCAAUGGAACAAGAAUACAAGAACCAGAAGUCUAAAUACCUUAAGGAAAAGCACGGCAAUAAAGACAAGGAGGAGGAAAUCAGUUCUGGCAUGGCCCAGAGACUGCCUGGUGAUCAGAUGCCUGAGAGCAGCAGCCAAGACUCAGCGUGUACUGACCAACUCCUCGACAACUCCAAGGACAAAGGCUGUGGUGCAAAGCCAGUGGCGGACUGCAGACUGCCUGUUCACACCAACCGAACCUCCUUUCACUCUCAGGAUUUGCUGGUUCCCUGGCACCUGAAAGGUGGCACUAAAAAGAGAGGGGAAAGUGUUGAGACUGUGUUGUUUCCAGCUGGCUCUAAGGAAUCGCAAGGACCCAGCCCUGUUUUCCACCGCUAUUACCACGUCUUCUGUGAAGGAGAGCUGGAAGCAGCGUGCAGAUCCCUGGAUGGUGUGAGGGUUCAGAAGAGUUAUUAUGAUCAGGGAAACUGGUGUGUGGUUCUAGAAAAGUUGUAGUCCUUGGUAUUUCCUCCGUUACCUGUUUUUUUCUGGAAGUACUUUUAAUGCAGGCUAUAGCUAUUACCUCUUUUAAAAUAACAGAAUAAAAGGUUGUUUACUGAAUUAGUAACUA